Molecule: messenger RNA, 2207 nt
Organism: Thalassophryne amazonica
Lineage: Eukaryota; Metazoa; Chordata; Actinopteri; Batrachoidiformes; Batrachoididae
Gene: wdr92
Product: WD repeat domain 92
Exons: 7
Coding region: 92-1285 (397 amino acids)
Molecular function (GO): ubiquitin binding
Source: RefSeq, a predicted model, not a curated record
AGAGGAAGAAGAAAGUCGUUUUUGUUUUGAAAACCUCGUCAUGUCACCCUCGGCGAGUUCAGCUUAACGUGAAACAUUUUACAGGCUAAAUAUGUCGUCGCCGGUUGCAAAGCCGCAGAUCAUUGCGCACAUUCAAAAGAGUUUGAACUACACGGUUUUUGACACUAAAUGGAUCCCGUGCAGCGCCAAGUUUGUCUGCCUCGGGAACUUUCCGCGAGGCUCCGGAGUCAUCCAGAUCUACGAGGUGCAGCACGGAGAGGCCCAGCUCCUUAAGGAGGUAGAGAAACCUAAACCCAUAAAGUGUGGGACAUACGGGGCCACCUCUCUCCAACACAGACACAUUGCAACUGGGGAUUUUGAUGGAAACCUCAACAUAUGGAAUCUGGAGAUGCCUGAAGUUCCAGUGUACAGCGUCAAGGCCCACAAAGAGAUAGUGAACAGUAUUGAUGGCGUUGGAGGCCUGGGGAUCGGUGAAGGCGCUCCUGAGAUAGUCACCGGCAGCAGAGAUGGUAAAAGAAAAGAAGUUUGCAUAAAAGAAAAAAGCAGAUUCAAAGAAAACCCCACCAGGUUGAUACCUGUAAUGAUUCCGUCUACUUAUAAGUCCACUUGGAGUUUGUGUGUUACAGGAACAGUGAAGGUGUGGGAUCCCAGACAAAAGGAUUCACCCGUCGCCAACAUGGAGCCUUUGGAGGGAGAAGCUAAGAGGGACUGCUGGACUGUUGCAUUUGGUCAUGCCUUCAAUGACGAGGACCGCUGCGUGUGUGCUGGCUACGAUAACGGCGACAUCAAACUCUUUGACCUGCGGAAUAUGUCCUUGCGGUGGGAAACUAACAUUAAAAAUGGGGUGUGCUGUGUGGAGUUUGACAGGAAGGACAUCAACAUGAACAAGCUGGUGGCCACCUCACUGGAAGGAAAGUUCCAUGUUUUCGACAUGAGGACCCUGCACCCGACGAAGGGCUUCACCUCCGUUUCAGAGAAGGCUCACAAAUCAACCAUUUGGCAGGUGAGACAUUUGCCUCAAAACAGAGACAUCUUCAUGACCGCGGGGGGAGCCGGUAAUCUGCACCUGUGGAAAUAUGAGUAUCCCGCCCAGAGAAACAAAAAGGACUCGGACGGGGUGGAGGUGGGUGUGGCCGGAUCUGUCAACCUCUUACAGAACGUCACUCUGUCCACUCAGCCCAUCGCCAGCCUGGACUGGAGCCCUGACAAGCAGGGCUUGUGCGUGUGCUCGGGCUUCGACCAGUCUGUACGCAUGCUGAUCGUCACGAAACUCAACGUGGUGUGAGAAAGUCGACCACGCCCAAAAACUGACUGCCAGGAUUAGUGACCUCCUGCUCCCAAACGCAGAUGACCUGUGCUGUCGACUUAUGAAAAAAACUUUUUGUUUUAUUCCAUCUCUUUGAUGUCUCCUCCUUCCUCCCGUCGAUCUCAUUGGUCUUUAUGAAGGAUGUUGCAGUUGCCUUGUUUGUGGAUACAAGGUUCCUUGAGGGGGUGUGGUUAGUGUAAUUCUGUCUGUUCAUUGGAUGCUGAGGCCGACCACGUGCAUCAACAACAGCAACAGUGAAGAUUCAGCUGAAAACCAUCAGGUGCCUAAUAUUCAUGCCAUGACUCCUUUUCAACUUUGGUGCUACAUGUUGAAAGGAAGAGCUUUUUACCUGCAUUUCAGAAGACAGAGAGAGUCUUUAGAGCUCCUUUUGGAACAUUUUGAUCUUUUAUUGCUGUUUUGUUGUCUGUCAGCAGUAAAAACAUUUUAAUAGUCUAAUUUAAACUAUAAUAUAAAUGUCCCCACCCAUAAAAUCAGAAUUUACUGUUAAAAGUAGGCAUCAACACAUUUGGACCAUGCCAUGUCCCAGCUGUCCAUCCUCAGGCCUCAGUGUCCACCCCUGGAGCCUGUAGAUUUCCAGGGCUAAAGAAAAAUGCAACAGGAUGUCUGGAAGUGCUGCUGCUUCAGUUCCAGUCUGAGGAGAAUGGCAAUCUGUCAAGAUGUCAAGUAUGUGGAUGUCUGUCCAACUGGAAAACUUUAAAGUCAUAAACUGAAAUCUUCCUGUUUAAAUGUGGUCAUGAUCACAGUUUAAUUUAGUGUCUAUCUUGUUCGGGAUUACACUGAAUGUGGAUUUAACAUCAUGUUUUGUUGCAUGAUGUAGUUAUGCUUUUUCUUAAAGUAUGUGUUUCUCGAGAAUUUUUCAUAUUAAAAGAGUUUGGAUCAC